Messenger RNA from Oncorhynchus gorbuscha (pink salmon), 2929 nucleotides. Its product is annotated as small conductance calcium-activated potassium channel protein 2-like. Bases 107 to 2119 code for a protein of 670 amino acids. The transcript is spliced from 9 exons. Gene Ontology annotation, cellular component: plasma membrane; neuronal cell body; neuron projection. Gene Ontology annotation, molecular function: calmodulin binding; small conductance calcium-activated potassium channel activity. The record is from RefSeq and is a predicted model, not a curated record. NCBI's taxonomy places the organism in Eukaryota, Metazoa, Chordata, Actinopteri, Salmoniformes, Salmonidae. Gene Ontology annotation, biological process: potassium ion transmembrane transport.
GAAAUGGGUCUAAUCUUGCUCUGUAGCUGUCCUCGUUUACCCACCACAACGCCCUUCGGCGGGUGCAUGGUGGUACUCGAUUGCUGCUUUAAACAGCAGCACUGACAUGGAAACCCCAUUGCAGUUGAAGAACGAUUUCUUUCAAGAGCAGCAGUUCCAGCAUCACUGUAAGUACCAGCACUACUGCGGACCAGAGGAACGCUCCACUAAGCAGCGCAACCAAUGCUGCACCUGCAAGAACUGUACCUGUGGUGCAAGAAAAAGCCUAGUUUUUCGCGGGACUUCGGCGACCACUCAAGGAACUUUAAGGACGCCGUCCGUAACGUCUUCGGGACAAGGUUGUCAAUUUAGCGUCUGUGAGUUUAAGCCCUCCAGUCAUGGUAGUUCACCCAGACAUCACCACCAUCAGCACUGCCACAAUCGGCCGCGGGGCAGCCCGAGCAGCAGCCACAAAGAGAGUAACUCGUAUAACGAAAUAGCCAUGAGCAACUGCAGAUACAACGGCGGCGUAAUGCGGCCGCGGAGCAACUUGAGCUCGUCCCGCAGAAACCUACACGAGUUUGAUUCAGAGUCCCAGCCUUUACAACCAAUUUCCACCGCAGAUGCAUCGGACACCCUAGCAUCCAAACCGGAGAACAAUUCGACCACCCUGAUGCCUUACGCAUCGGGAGACGGAGGGGGUGGAUGUAACAACAGUGGCAGUAAAUCGGGUAAAAAGAAGAACCAGAACAUUGGGCAAAAGCUUGGACAUAGAAGGGCCUUGUUUGAGAAAAGGAAGCGCCUCAGCGACUAUGCUUUGAUCUUCGGGAUGUUUGGGAUCGUUGUUAUGGUUAUAGAGACUGAACUCUCAUGGGGAGCAUAUGGAAAGGAAUCCUUGUAUUCAUUAGCUCUAAAAUGCCUGAUAAGCCUUUCUACAAUCAUUCUUCUUGGUCUGGUUAUCAUAUACCACGCAAGGGAGAUUCAGUUAUUCAUGGUGGACAAUGCAGCAGAUGACUGGAGGAUAGCCAUGACCUACGAGCGCAUCUUCUUCAUCUGCCUGGAGAUCCUGGUGUGCGCCAUCCACCCCAUCCCAGGGAACUACACCUUCACCUGGACAGCGCGCCUGGCCUUCUCCUACACCCCGUCCAAGACGGACGCAGACGUGGACAUCAUCCUGUCCAUCCCCAUGUUCUUGCGGCUGUAUCUCAUCGCCCGCGUCAUGCUGCUCCACAGCAAGCUCUUCACAGACGCCUCGUCCCGCAGCAUCGGGGCGCUCAACAAGAUCAACUUCAACACACGCUUUGUCAUGAAGACCCUGAUGACCAUCUGCCCUGGCACCGUGUUGCUGGUCUUUACCAUCUCGUUGUGGAUCAUCGCUGCGUGGACCGUGAGGGCCUGCGAGAGAUACCAUGACAACAUGGACAUAACCAGCAACUUUCUAGGAGCCAUGUGGUUGAUAUCAAUCACUUUUCUAACCAUUGGAUAUGGGGAUAUGGUACCCAACACUUACUGUGGAAAAGGAGUCUGUCUCCUCACUGGUAUUAUGGGAGCCGGCUGCACAGCCUUGGUAGUGGCUGUGGUUGCAAAGAAACUGGAGUUAACCAAAGCUGAAAAACAUGUUCAUAAUUUUAUGAUGGACACCCAGCUGACAAAAAGAGUGAAAAACACAGCUGCAAAUGUACUGAGGGAGACCUGGCUCAUCUACAAGAACACCAAACUUGUGAGGAAGAUGGACCAUGCCAGAGUCAGGAAGCACCAGAGGAAAUUCCUCCAAGCCAUUCAUCAAGCUCGAAAAUUGAGAAGUGUUAAAAUGGAGCAACGCAAGCUGAAUGACCAAGCAAACUCACUAGUGGACCUUGCAAAGACUCAGAACAUCAUGUAUGACCUGAUCUCAGACCUGAACGAGAGAGGGGAGGACAUGGAAAAGAGGAUCGCCCUGCUGGAGACCAAGCUGGAGACUUUGCUGGGGAACCUGCAAGCCCUGCCAGGACUCAUCAGCCAGGUCAUCAGCCAGCAGCACAGGGACUUCCUGGAGGUGCAGCUCCAGCCGUACAACAAACACAGCCCUGAGCGAUCGCAGUCUGUGUCCAGACGGAGGUCAUCCUCCACUGCACCACCCACCUCCUCCGAGAGCAGCUAGAGUCCAAGGGGAACACCUACAGAGAAGACUUUUGCCAUCAUAUGGCCAAGUUGCAUUUAUUGUAAAGCCUUAUGGUUUCAAUAAGUAUUAUCCAAAUUCUGAUGACAGAAUCCGAGCUACUGGGACAAUGGAUUUUAAAAGGGAUGCUGUUUAUUUUUGUUACCUCAAAAGAUGUUAUCCUUGCUCUGGUGACAUGACCAUAGAAAAUGAUGCUUUCCUCAGUAAAAACUAUUAGGCCUAUCGAUGGGGGGCUGUGAUCAGAACUAUACUCCAUCUCUAUGCAGAGGUAGCCAGUUUUAGGACAGUAAAGGUUACCGGCCGGGUGUGAAGAUAAUGCACUAAAAUAGUGCUUCUUCUCACGGACUUUGUGCUUUUGCUGGCUUGAUUCAGUUACCGUGUUCCUUAAAGCAAGCUGAGAAAUCAUGGGACCUAUCAAUCAGCAAGCAUUACAGUAAUACUUUUUAUUGAGGAAAAAGUGCUAUUUCAUGGACAUGACUGAAAUGAAGACAGAGGGCAGCACAAGAAUGCACCCACAUACUGUCACUCAGAGGUACCAUAUAGAGCUUGAAAUAUAUAUUUUAGGUUAGAAACAGCAUCAAACUAUGGAGUUUUUUCUUUUGCAGAAUGCCCCUGUAGAAUGACUAUUUUUGGGGCCAAACUGCAAACAAUUGAAUCCUCUUAUCAAAAUGAAUGCAUCUAAAUCUGUACUUGCACUUACUUUUUAAUCAUUGCACUUCAAUGCUGACUGACGUAUGAUAUAAAUCUGUGUUGCUCAUUAAAAUAAGAAAAAUGUAGAUGUUUGGGCAUGGA